AUGAUAGCGCAAUUUAUCGAGGGCCAUCAGAGUUCAUGGGACGAGCUUUUGCCCGAGAUAUCGCUAGCGGUCAACACCAGCGUGGCGGACUCAACGGGAUUUAGUCCUGCUUUCCUGAUGCAAGGCAGGGAACCUCGGUUACCCGCAGCUCUGUACGAUCAGCAACCUCCAGCGCGCAUCAAAGGACCAGGGCAGGCAUUACAACUUGCGAAGUCGAGGCAGCACCUGUUGAGGCAGCACCAGUUGUCCAACGCUGCUGAGGGCUUCGCUGCAAAGUUGGCACCCAAAUUCGAUGGCCCCUAUCGGGUCGUCAAGUUUAUGUCCCCCAACAUCGUGCGCCUAGUGAGGCCAGGCGAACGGAAGAAGACGGUGGCCAAUGUCUCGCAGCUGAAGCCGUUCCACCAAGAGAUGACCGAAGACGGAGAGGGACCAGACCCGACGGACGUGGUAGAGUUUGUGGCCACUGUGGUACCCACCCCACAGUUCAUAAUUGUAGUUUAG
Molecule: messenger RNA, 501 nt
Organism: Drosophila montana
Lineage: Eukaryota; Metazoa; Arthropoda; Insecta; Diptera; Drosophilidae
Exons: 2
Coding region: 1-501 (166 amino acids)
Molecular function (GO): nucleic acid binding
Source: RefSeq, a predicted model, not a curated record